CAGAUAUAUGUCAUUGGGCUACAUAAAGAGAAGUCGUAUGCUGCCGCAUCAGUUAGACACACUAGUAUACUCAAUAUGGGGUCAUUAAUUCAGGUUUAAAUCUAUGGACAAACAACUUGCAACAACUGAUUAAAUAACACAGGCUGCGCCACAUGCCUGUGUGUCUUUGCAUGCACUGACAUACGUAUAUACAAACGUCUGUAUAUGUAUAUACAGUGGCUGAUCCGUGGAUCUGUAAUUUCAAUUCAGCUGAAGUACUGCACUGCAACAGUGUAAAGUCUCAUCUCAUCUUCUGCUACUGCUUCUCGUCACCAGGGCUGGAACAGCAAGUCUUUUAUUUAAAAAUAAAAGAUCAGAAAUAAAAGCAGAACAAGCUACAACUACCGUACAAUGUCUAGCUUUGUUAAAGGAGCCUAACAAAUACUGCAGAUAUGUCAGCCAUGCACCAAAACUUCCAAAGCAGCCAUCAGGCACCAGACUGUGUUAGAGCACGCUGUUUUCCCGCAGAUUGUCUUAUCAGGGGUUGGCAUGGCUGCACCCUGGGACAGCUGAUGGGAGGAGUCACAUCAACUGAACUGAACCCUUUAUGCGUCUCCAAAGGAACCUUCACAGGACCCACUCAUUUAUUUUGCACCAGCGGGUCUUUAGAUAUGUAAUGUACUGUUAGAAAUUCAUAGUUGAACACAAGCAAAAGCCUGUCCUGAAUGUGUUCAACAGCCAACUAUGUGCUCCCUCUGAGGAGAACCUGCGAGAUAGCGGCUUCUCCGGGCAGGCUGUGUGGGGGAGUGUCGAUGCCAACUAACUUCCCUGGAGUCAGGUCCCAUGGAGUUCCUCAGGACACAGAGAUGGAUGUAGCUUGGCAGGAGUUGAUGGCCAUCACGGAGUUGCAGGAGUUUGAAGUCCCCGGCGAAAGCUCCUAUGAAACAGCACAGUACCAAACCAUGGAGCCCAUGGCCCCUGCGGGAGACUAUGGGAUGGCUCAGACCCACCCGGAGCCUCCUCCUGCUGCUGCUUGUGAGCUGAGCACUGCUGGCGCUUACGAUAGGUGCUAUUCUGAAGAGGUGCCUUCCUGUCAUCGUCUCGGCAGCAACACAGAAGCGAUGUACGGAAACUCUGAAUCUCAUCUGAGUCAAAGAAUGCUGCCCAUCUCCUCUCAAACACAGCCCUCUCUCAUGGCGCACAGGGAACAGAUGAACAUGUCCGGCACUGGUCAAGGUCACAGGAGAACCAGCACCUGCCUCUCUCAGGGUAUAAAUCGACACAUGCUGUGGACUACACAUGGACAAAGCGCACAGGCGCGCUCAGGUGAAGACCUGGAGUCGGACUCUGGUCUGUCUCUGGGUUCCAGUCCACCUUUGGCCUCUCCGGAUAAUCCCGUCGGCUGUGCACCAGGUUACCAGGGCGUAGAUAUGGGCAUGACGUAUAGUGACGGUGAACCAGACAACAUGACUGAGCAUGCCAGGAGGGCGCACAUGCAUUACUCAAUGGACUACCAAAAUCAAGCCCACCCGUACUUACAUUCGGGGGUUCAUCCGUCUUACUUUUCACCCCAGACCAGUUUAUCUCACACUCAACCUAACAGUCUGACUACGCGGACAGGGAAGCUGCAGGGCCCAGCCGCUUCGAGUGACCUCUACAAUAGUUCUGCAAUGUCCAGCAGAGGGAGCUCACAGCUCAACAUGUACAUGAAACCGCAUGGAAGCCUCACCACUCCCGCCCCACUGAGCAGAGACGAGCGGCGGGCCAUAGCUUUGAAAAUCCCCUUCCCCAUGGAUAAGAUUAUCAAUCUUCCUGUGGACGACUUCAAUGAGCUCCUGACACAGUACACUCUGACAGACACACAGCUAGCACUGGUCAGAGACAUUCGACGGAGGGGGAAGAACAAGGUGGCGGCCCAGAACUGCAGGAAGAGGAAGCUCGAGAGCAUCAUACACCUUGAAAGAGAACUGAACCAGCUGCAGGCCCAGAGAGAACACCUGGCGCAGGAGAGGCUCGAGUUUCAGCGCAGCUUGGGUUUCAUCAAAUGUCGCCUCACAGACCUCUACUCAGAAGUGUUUUCACACUUGCGAGACGAAGCUGGUCAGCCGUAUUCUAUAGAUGAAUACUCCCUACAACAGACACCGGAUGGUAAAAUUUAUUUGGUACCUCACACAAUGCAAAAGGCAGAGCAAUGCUGAAGAACGGACUCAUUUCCACCCAACUGUGCCAACAUAAAAGUUUAACUUGCUGGAAAUUACAUGUGUAGUUCAUGUUGCGCUUUAAUCCUCUUGGUGAACUUUCCUUACAUGUAUCAACGGACACUUUUCAUGCUUUCGUCCCCGUCAAUUGACUGAAACCACACCACAUGGCUUUAUAAAAAUAUUUUAUUUAAAAAAGUAAAAAAAUAUAUAUAUUAAACUGCACAGCAGCCUCCAGUGGAGUGUUUUUUUUUUUUU
This is a messenger RNA of Mugil cephalus (flathead mullet), 2435 nucleotides long. RefSeq names its product nuclear factor, erythroid 2 (gene nfe2). The coding region runs from base 705 to 2177 and encodes 490 amino acids. Gene Ontology annotation, cellular component: nucleus. The record is from RefSeq and is a predicted model, not a curated record. NCBI's taxonomy places the organism in Eukaryota, Metazoa, Chordata, Actinopteri, Mugiliformes, Mugilidae. Gene Ontology annotation, biological process: regulation of transcription by RNA polymerase II. The transcript is spliced from 4 exons. Gene Ontology annotation, molecular function: DNA-binding transcription factor activity, RNA polymerase II-specific; RNA polymerase II cis-regulatory region sequence-specific DNA binding.